AUGACUUGGCGACAAGUCCUUCUCCUGUUCUGCCUCUUGGCCGUGGUGCUCCUGUCUAUGCUGCGGGAGGGGACCAGUGCAUCAGUGGGCAGCCCUCAGGAAGCGGGAGAUGAAGCCCAGGAAGGUGUGAAACCGAAGAUUUUCAUGCAGGAAUCAGAUGCCUCAAAUUUCCUCAAGAGGCGCAGCAAGCGGUCCCCCAAAUCCCGAGAUGAGGUCAAUGUGAAAAACAGGCAGAAGUUGCGGGCCGAUGAGCUGCGGAGAGAAUAUUACGAGGAACAAAGGAACAAAUUUGAGAACUUUGUGGAGGAACAGAAGGAUGAGCAGGAAGAGAGGAGCCGGGAGGCCGUGGAGCAGUGGCGGCAGUGGCAUUAUGAUGGGCUGUACCCUUCCUAUCUCUACAACCACCACCGCAUCUGACCCCAUCCUGAAGCAACCCAGGAAGACAGAGCAUGAAACAUAGCUGCUCACCUGGGUGUACCAGCACCUCUUUCCACACAAAUGCCCUAAUAGGGACCUCAGCUUAGGGUGCGCUGUGGUCAACAACCCUGGUAAAUACACAUG
This is a messenger RNA of Marmota monax (woodchuck), 561 nucleotides long. RefSeq names its product unique cartilage matrix-associated protein-like. Gene Ontology annotation, biological process: intracellular protein transport; regulation of osteoblast differentiation; embryonic skeletal system development. The record is from RefSeq and is a predicted model, not a curated record. The transcript is spliced from 5 exons. Gene Ontology annotation, cellular component: extracellular matrix; endoplasmic reticulum membrane. Lineage: Eukaryota; Metazoa; Chordata; Mammalia; Rodentia; Sciuridae. The coding region runs from base 1 to 417 and encodes 138 amino acids.